AUGGCCCCCAUUGCCACUGAGUGCCACGGGAAGUCCUUCCACCGCGUCGACCAUCUCCUCAGUGCGGUGGAGAGUGAGCUCCAGGCGGGGAGUGAGAAGGGCGACCCCACGGAGAGGGAGCUCACCGUCUCCCUGGAUGAUAAUGAACUCUGGAAAAGGUUUAAGGACCUCACUAAUGAAAUGAUAGUCACCAAGAACGGCAGGCGCAUGUUUCCCGUUCUUAAAGCCAACUUGUCCGGACUGGACCCGAACGCCAUGUAUUCCGUUCUGCUGGACUUCGUCCCUGCGGACAACCAUAGGUGGAAAUACAUGAACGGGGAGUGGGUCCCGGGAGGGAAGCCUGAGCCUCCCACUCCGAGCUGCGUAUCCAUCCAUCCAGACUCGCCAAACUUCGGUGCGCACUGGAUGAAAGCGGCCGUGUCGUUCAGCAAAGUCAAACUCACCAAUAAACUCAACGGAGGCGGGCAGAUCAUGCUAAAUUCUUUACACAAGUACGAACCACGUCUUCACAUAGUGCGCGUUGGAGGUCCACGGAGAAUGAUCACCAGUCACUCGUUUCCCGAGACCCAAUUUAUCGCUGUGACGGCCUACCAGAACGAGGAGAUCACUGCUCUUAAAAUCAAAUAUAACCCGUUCGCUAAGGCCUUCUUGGAUGCAAAAGAAAGAAGCGAUCACAAAGAUAUUCUAGAAGAUGAAAAUCAACAAUCAUCGUAUUCCCAGUUGAGCGGCUGGUUCAUCCCGGGACCGGGCCCCCUCCGCCCUCCUGCCGCUAACCCCCAUCACCAGGGUGAAGGUCCCCUCUCCGCCUCCACCCUCCAUGGCUGUCAGAGCUACUCCAGCCUGAGGCACCAUCGCUCCACGCCGUACGGCAGCCCCUACACCCAUCGCGUCGGCUCCCCAACCGGUUAUUCUGAAGACUCUGCUGCCUGUGUGUCCCUGCUGACCGGCCAUGACCACAGCUGGCCCGGUGGACGCAUGCCCCCCCAUCCCUGCAUGGGGCCCAUGUCCCACGGUCACCUCUCAGCCACCGGCUCCAGUCAGUAUCCUAGCCUGUGGCCUAGCAAUCACCAUUCGUCCCUGGCCCUGGCGAACCACACCGGGGGAAUGACCGGUGGCCACUACGCCGACGUCUCACACUGCGCGGCAGCGCCCUCUGGUGGCUCCCCGGUGUAUGACGGCGGCACUGUUGCCGAAGUGCACGACAGCACACAGUAUGACGUCUCUCUGCACGGUGGCCUACCGUCUGCCUGGACGCACAUUUCCCCUCCUUCCCUCUGAUGGUAGAGCAUGUUCUCUACACAUGUUCUGGUUCUUUAUAUCUGCUUUUAGUCUUUUCCCUGUUUGCUUUUGAAUCUUCUUAUUCAUUAAAGGUGAGGUAACUGCCCUACUACGGACCAUGUUACUCACGUCCACUCAAGUUCAGCGCUUCAUAACAACAGUGCUAACCUACUGGAAAUGUAGAUGCAUCGAAUGGCAGGGCCGACCACAUCAAGAGGAUCCAGGACCUCCUGAAUGAGUCCUUUGUGCGUGUUGCUAAAUGUUGUGUGACUCAACCAAUGACAGCUGCUGGCUGUCCGAUCCCCAUGUUGGUCUCCAGAUGUUAACCUAACCCUUAAAGAUGAAUCUA
This is a messenger RNA of Gadus chalcogrammus (walleye pollock), 1627 nucleotides long. It is a transcript of the gene tbxtb, whose product is annotated as T-box transcription factor Tb. The record is from RefSeq and is a predicted model, not a curated record. Gene Ontology annotation, biological process: positive regulation of DNA-templated transcription; mesoderm formation; heart morphogenesis. Gene Ontology annotation, molecular function: RNA polymerase II cis-regulatory region sequence-specific DNA binding; DNA-binding transcription factor activity, RNA polymerase II-specific. Lineage: Eukaryota; Metazoa; Chordata; Actinopteri; Gadiformes; Gadidae. The transcript has 8 exons. Gene Ontology annotation, cellular component: nucleus. The coding region runs from base 1 to 1278 and encodes 425 amino acids.